GGCGACGCUGAGCCCCGAGGGACGGCAGGCCGGGGCCAUGUCCCGCCCCGGCCCCGGCCCCCGGUCGGGCCCCGUGAAGUUCAACGGGUCCGUGCGGGUGCGCGUCGGGGAGGCCGUGGGGCUGCAGCCCACGCGCUGGUCCCUGCGCCACUCGCUCUUCAAGAAGGGCCACCAGCUGCUGGACCCCUACCUGACGGUCAGCGUCGACCAGGUGCGCGUGGGCCAGACCGCCACCAAGCAGAAGACCAACGGGCCCACCUACAACGAGGAGUUCCGCGCCGACGUGACCGACGGCGGCCACCUGGAGCUGGCCGUCUUCCACGAGACGCCGCUGGGCUACGACCACUUCGUGGCCAACUGCACGCUGCGCUUCCAGGACCUGCUGCGCACCGCCGGGCCCUCCGACGCCUUCGAGGGCUGGGUGGACCUGGAGCCCGAGGGCAAGGUGUUUGUGGUGAUCACCCUGACCGGCAGCUGCACUGAAGCCACCCUGCAGAGAGAGCGGAUCUUCAAGCAUUUCACACGGAAGCGCCAGCGUGCCAUGCGGAGGCGCGUUCACCAGGUCAACGGUCACAAGUUCAUGGCGACGUAUCUGAGGCAGCCCACGUACUGCUCCCACUGCCGCGAGUUCAUCUGGGGAGUGUUUGGGAAGCAGGGCUACCAGUGCCAAGUUUGCACCUGUGUCGUCCACAAGCGGUGUCACCACCUCAUCGUUACGGCCUGCACUUGCCAGAACAACGUUAACAAGGUGGAUGAAAAGAAUUCAGAACAGAGGUUCGGGAUCAACAUUCCCCACAAGUUCCACGUACACAACUACAAGGUGCCGACGUUCUGCGACCACUGCGGCUCCCUGCUCUGGGGGAUCAUGCGCCAGGGCCUGCAGUGUAAAAUGUGCAGGAUGAACGUCCACAUUCGCUGCCAAGCCAACGUGGCUCCCAACUGCGGGGUCAACGCCGUGGAACUGGCCAAGACGCUGGCCGGGAUGGGGCUCCAGCCGGGAAGCAUCUCCCCGACCUCGCAGAAGCUAGUUUCCCGGUCAACGCUGAGGAGACAAGGAAAGGAAAAUUUCAGGGAAGACAACGGAGUCGGCGCUCCAUGUGCCAACCGGCACGGGAUCGAAGACUUCGAGUUCAUCCGCGUGCUGGGGAAGGGCAGCUUCGGGAAGGUGCUGCUGGCCCGGACCAGGGCGACGGGGGACCUGUACGCCGUCAAGGUGUUGAAGAAGGACGUCAUCCUUCAGGACGACGACGUGGAGUGCACCAUGACCGAGAAGCGGAUCCUGGCGCUGGCCCGCAGCCACCCCUUCCUCACCCAGCUCUUCUGCUGCUUCCAGACCCCCGACCGUCUGUUUUUCGUGAUGGAGUUCGUCAAUGGGGGCGACCUGAUGUUCCACAUCCAGAAGUCGCGACGUUUUGAAGAGGCUCGAGCUCGCUUCUACGCGGCCGAGAUCAUCUCGGCCCUCAUGUUCCUCCACGAGAAAGGGAUCGUCUACCGGGACCUGAAGCUGGACAACGUGCUACUGGACCCCGAGGGCCACUGCAAGCUGGCGGACUUCGGCAUGUGCAAGGAGGGCAUCUGCAACGGGGUGACCACCGCCACGUUCUGCGGCACCCCCGACUACAUCGCCCCAGAGAUUCUGCAAGAGAUGCUCUACGGUCUGGCCGUGGACUGGUGGGCCAUGGGGGUGCUGCUCUACGAGAUGCUCUGCGGCCACGCUCCCUUCGAGGCGGAGAACGAGGACGACCUGUUCGAGGCCAUACUGAACGAUGAGGUGGUCUAUCCGACGUGGCUCCACGAAGAUGCCACGGCCAUCCUGAAAGCCUUCAUGACCAAGAACCCCAACCUGCGCUUGGGAGGGGAGAACCAGGGCGGCGAGCGGGCCAUCCUGGCCCACCCAUUCUUCAAGGAAAUGGACUGGGACCGGCUGAACCAACGCCAGCUCGAGCCACCGUUCAGGCCCAGGAUCAAAUCCCGAGAAGACGUCAGUAACUUCGACCCGGAUUUUAUCAAGGAAGAGCCCGUGUUAACCCCGAUCGACGAAGCCCACCUCCCGAUGAUCAACCAGGAGGAAUUUAGAAACUUUUCCUACAUCUCUCCAGAACUGCAGUCCUAGCGGGACGGAUGGGAGAGGGGCAGAAGGGGCCGGGCACAGAGGGCAGGACUCCGCCCCCGAGCCCCCAGGAAUUUCCCUCCCGAGGGGUCCUCGGCCUCGGUCCUCGGGGAGAGCCGCCGGGAUGCCUGAAUGCGAGCGGGAGGAGGAGGAGAAAGCAGCUGAAAGGGCUCUUUGUUUGUGGACUCCUGUGGGGCUCUGACUGGGAGAGGAAAUAUUUAUAGCCCCGGGACGGCGCCCCGCGCCCAUAAAUAGCCAGACCGAAAACAGCCUCCCUGCAGUUGGGCUUGCGGCUGUGGCCGGCUCCGGGCGGCCGGUCCCGGGGUCUCGGGUGGAAGCCGCACCGCAGAGGGGGCGAGUUGAGCCCUCGCACUUCUGAGCCAAACUGGCGUGUGCCGGCCCCAGACGGCCACCGGCCUGGCUCCGGCCCCCACCUGCUGCUGGGGAGGCUGAGCCCGGAAGCCGGGGGACGGUCGGAUGGGCGGGGCCCGCUGCCUGCCGGGGAUCGGAUCCGCUUGGAGGAGCGGCGGCUUUCUCCCGAACGCCGGUGCUUCGGCAGGAAAGCCCGCGCCCGACCCCGGAGGCCGGCCCGCGGAGGUUGACCCGUGGAGGCCGGAAGCUUUCGGGGAAUGGCGAAGUGACGAUCCUUUGCAGUCGAAAUGACGCCUGUGCCCAAUCCCCAGUCCUCUGUUUUUCGCUCUGCUGGUCUUCCUGGCUGAGCUGACCCUCAGCCCCGACGGGAGCCCGGUGGGGACCUCGCCCACCGCGCCGCCGGUCGGCUGCUCGGCGCACCGUCCCCGUGUCCCCGCCAGCUUGUGAACCCGGUGUGCGCUCGGGGGCCCGGUGUGGGCCCGGAGACGGGGGUGCGAGUCGGCCAGUCGCCGCCGAGCCCUGGGGUUCCCGUAUCUGCACGCUGACGCCCUCCGUGGCUGCCAUUAAAUUAUAUUUGGAGAGAGAGCUUUCCUCUCCACUCACGGGCCAUUAAACCUUACAGCAAACCCGCGA
Ornithorhynchus anatinus (platypus) is the source of this 3115-nucleotide messenger RNA. RefSeq names its product protein kinase C eta (gene PRKCH). Gene Ontology annotation, biological process: protein phosphorylation. Gene Ontology annotation, molecular function: ATP binding; diacylglycerol-dependent serine/threonine kinase activity. Bases 38 to 2113 code for a protein of 691 amino acids. The transcript is spliced from 14 exons. Lineage: Eukaryota; Metazoa; Chordata; Mammalia; Monotremata; Ornithorhynchidae. The record is from RefSeq and is a predicted model, not a curated record.